Messenger RNA from Triplophysa dalaica, 10414 nucleotides. It is a transcript of the gene xirp2a, whose product is annotated as xin actin binding repeat containing 2a. The transcript has 10 exons. Lineage: Eukaryota; Metazoa; Chordata; Actinopteri; Cypriniformes; Nemacheilidae. Gene Ontology annotation, cellular component: focal adhesion; stress fiber. Gene Ontology annotation, molecular function: actin filament binding. The coding region runs from base 330 to 10235 and encodes 3301 amino acids. Gene Ontology annotation, biological process: actin filament organization; actin cytoskeleton organization. The record is from RefSeq and is a predicted model, not a curated record.
UAUGUUUUACUGGAUUACAAUGCUUUUGAAACUUUAUGUGUGUGUGUGUUUCUGUGUUAACUGGAAGGAAAGUCAUAGCUUAAGUUCACAGGGAACUUUUUUCUGUCUUUUCCUCCUCCUUCAAGGCUGUCCGUCUGGAUCAGCCUCUCAGACAGCACAGCUGUGCCACGCACUCACAUCCAUCCCAUCCCAUCCCAUCUCUCUCUCUCUCUCUCUCUCUCUCUCUCUCUCUCUCUCUCUCUCUCUCUCUGUCACCGUCUCCGGCCACUCUAUCAGUAGUGGUCCUCUCUGCUUUCGUGGGGGAGGCUGGAAUAUCUGGUUUCUGAACAAUGGAAACUCAAUCAGGAAAUGGACCCGAGGUGUUGAAAGGAGGAGAGGACGCACGUACGUCUCUCGUCCUGCGGCCCGCGGACGCUAAAGAGGACCUGGAGGAGAACAAGCACAUUGAGAAGUUUGACAUUCCACUAAGCAGCCUGAAGCAAAUGUUUGAAAAUCCUCCACCGCAACAUGUGGAAGUGAGAGGCUCAUGCUUGUCCAGCGGGAGAGUUACAGACACAUUUAUUGGUGCAGUGGAAGAGAUGUCGACUCUGGAUUCAAACUUUGGUGACUCUGCGAGCAGCGCAGGUGUUUCACCAUCAGGAGACACAAACGCUGAACUUGAAACUGUUCCUCUCAAGCAGAGACUGGCUCUGUACCAAGCUGCCAUUACUAAAGAAGAAAGAAGUCCGUCUGUGGUCAUGGACAGCUCUGAGCAGUGCUCUCUGCCCGGUGGACUGGCCAGCGUAAAGAAACAGUUUGAAAGCCAAGAGUUCAGCUCCUCCUCUGCUUCCCAAAGCACGGUUACACAAUUCCACUACCAGCAGAGACAGGAGGUGGUGAGCUCAUCAGAGGUGACAGUAAGAAGCAGUGUUAAAGAAAGCAGUUCGGGAAAUGCUCAGGUUUCUCUAGACCAGAAAGUUCAUCAGAGCGUGGCCUCCAGUUUUGGGGAUCAUUAUGAUGAAAAAGUAAUGGUGCUUGGAGAAGAGAAUUUGCCAAAUGUUUCCACUCAAGCUCUGAAACAGCAGCAUGAGAAAAGUAUUGAAGAGGCCAGUCCACCCAAACACAUCAAGAUUGAUGUUGAUUACAACCAGUUUCCAUGGGCCCCAGUAAAUGUGUCUUCAAAAAGCGCUGCCACAGGUAGCUAUGAGACGAUGGCCAUCACUAAAACAAAGCAAGAGGCCGCCUCCUCUUCUGUGGCUUCAUCCCAAUAUGAGUCAGUCGAGCAAUUCCAUCAGACAGAAUCUCCCAUGCAUCACUAUCAAGUUCCUUCUCAAGUUCCAGGACGAUGUCCUUCUCCAAAACCAACAGAUCAGUCUACUUCAGCUAAAUAUGCAGUCAACAAAGAAGAGUACUCCAAGCAGAGGAACCUCUACGAGCUCAAACGUCUCUACAAACACAUACACCCUGAAGUACGUAAAAACCUGGAGCGAGACUUCUUCACUGAGGUGACAGAAAGGGAGCACACCUACGUGGACAGUGAUGAAGAGGUGAGCAAAGACGUUCAGCAAGCACGCUAUGUUUUUGAGAACAGCGGCAGCAACAGUCCUGGCAAGUGCAUAAGCCCAGAGAGAGAGUAUCUGGAGUGGGAUGAAAUACUGAGAGGCGAGGUGCAGUCAAUGCGCUGGAUGUUUGAAAACAAACCGCUGGAUGCUAUUAAAGAUAGUACACCAGAUGAGGAUGAAGGGAAGAACAUUGCCCAACAAGAAAUAAUUGCUGGAAAAGAUGUGAAGUAUACCACGUGGAUGUUUGAAACGCAGCCCAUUGAUGCACUAGGGUCAGACAAAAUGGACUCGACAGAGUGCAGUGGAAAACAAGCAGAGCUAGCAAGAGGAGAUGUCCAGACUGCAGCGUGGCUGUUCGAGACGCAGCCUAUGGACUCACUCAAUAGAAUUUACCAAGAGGAUGAGCAAGACACAAAAGUGAUGUAUACUAAAGACAUUGCAGGGGCAGAUGUGAAAACUGCUAGGUACUUGUUUGAAACACAACACCUGGACUCACUCGGCCAUACUGAAACGUUUGAUGAAAGUCACUUCCUGCAACUAAAGUCAGAGCUUGAAGAGGUUAAAGGUGAGGUAAAGAAGACAACCAAGAUGUUCGAGACACACCCCAUGUGUGUUAUUCGUGGUGACUCCGGUGAAAUGCUAGAGAUUACCAAGGUGCGUCGUGAAGAGACUGAAAAAGGAGAUGUAAGGACGUCACGCUGGCUCUUUGAAACUCAACCUCUGGACCUGAUCAACCGAGAUCCAACCAAGGUGAAGUUAAUUUGUGGGGUCUCCAUAGAAGAAAACAGUCAGGGUGGGGUGAACAAGGGAAGAUGGCUGUUUGAGACAAGGACUCUUGAUCAAAUCAAAGAUGAAGAAUGGGAAAGCACAAAAACUCAAAGAGAGGAGAUCCUAGGUGCAGACGUGAGGAGACACUGCAUGACCUUCGAAACGCAGCCAAUGGAUAAACUUAAAGACGAUACCAAUGCAAGACCAGUGGAGCAGGAAGACAUUAUGGGUGGUGAUGUUACCUCUGCAAGGCACUUGUUCGAAACGGUGCCAAUGGAGAACCUGAAAGAGUUACUAGAAGUUGGUAAGCUAAAAAAGAUGACCGCAUCAGAGGAAGAGAAAGGCGAUGUGAGACACCAGAGGUGGUUGUUUGAAAGCAAACCUCUUGAGCAGAUUAGAGAUGAGAAGAAAGUGGUCACACGGACUGUUAACCUAGAGGAACUUGAAAAGGGUGAUGUCACAAAUUACAAGGAGAUAUUUGAGACCAUGGAUCUGAGCAAGUGUACAGACGCACAGAAGAUUCAGGUGGAGGGGGUCACUUGUGGGUCAGUGAACUCCAAUAAAGUCUUUUUUGAGUCAGCUCCAUUGUAUGCCGUACAGGACAGCUCAGGGCACUACCACGAGGUCAAGACUGUACGGAGAGAGGAAGUUGUCAAAGGCGAUGUGAGAAGCUGCAAAUGGAUGUUUGAAACCCGUCCUAUUGAUCAGUUUGAUGAAAGUAUUACUAAGUUCCAGAUAAUAAAGGGUAUAUCUAAAGAAGAAAUCCAGUCAGGUGACGUCAAAACUGCCAAAUGGCUUUUUGAAACCCAACCACUCGAUGGAAUGAAAUACUUCAGCAAUUUAGAAGAAGAGGACAACAGAAAAAAUGAAAGCAUUGAAAUCCAAAGGGGGGACGUCAAAACAUGUAGAUGGUUGUUCGAGACCCAGCCAAUGGAUGUGUUGUACGAAAAAGCAGAGGCGAAGACAGACAGCACCACAGACGUUCAAAAAGGAGACGUUAAAACAUGUACAUGGCUUUUUGAGACUCAGACUCUUGACAGCAUCAAGGAGGAAUCCGAGAAUAUCAUAAAAACCUGCACAGUAAAACAAGAAGAUGUACAGGGCAAGGAUGUACAUCUGGUCCGUUUUCUAUUUGAGACCGAAAACCUGGAAAACAUCACAGAUGAUGAGGAUCAUGGUGGCUUUAAGCGAAUCACUGAGAUUGAUGUUCAUUCUGGAGAUGUAUCAAGGAUGAAGUACAUCUUUGAGACGCAGUCAUCUGAUAUCAUGACCUCGACAUCAGAGGAGACCAUGCAGAAACUGAAAUCCCGUCAAGCAGAGGAGAUUCAGAAAGGAAAUGUGGUGAACUGUGCCUGGAUGUUUGAAAACCAGCCGAUUGAUUCCAUCAGAGAAAACCAAGAGGAAUCCAAAGAAGUACGCACAGUAACAGAUAUUCAGGGGGGUAAUGUCGAUAAAGGUCGCUUCAUUUUUGAGACAUACUCAUUGGACAAAGUUCAGCAGGAGGCAUCUGAUACCGAAAUCAGCCAAAUCCAGAGCAUCAUGCACAAUGAGAUCGAGAAAGGGGAUGUGAAAAACUACACCAUGAUGUUUGAAACUCAACCACUGUAUGCUAUCAGGGACAAAGAAGGACAUUAUCAUGAAGUCACUACAGUCACAAAAGAAGAGGUUUUAAGAGGGGAUGUGGUUGGGGCAAGAUGGUUAUUUGAAACAAAGCCUCUUGACUCUAUAAGUAAAACAGAUGAGGUUUAUGUCAUCAAAGCUGUCACUGAGGAAGACGUCCAAAAGGGAGAUGUCAGUACAGCCAGGUGGAGGUUUGAGACUCAACCUCUAGAUGAGAUUAUGGAGGAUAUGAAGGUCACCGUCAAGACGAUUGAAGACAUCCAAGGAGGAGAUGUGAAAACAAACACGCAGCGUUUCGAAAUGGACAACCUGUCAAAGAAAUGUGUGAGAACUGUGAGUGUAAGUGAGAUUCAGAGGGGAGACGUAAGAAGUGCUACAUGGAUGUUUGAAACUCACACCAUUGACAAGAUCCGUGCUGAAAGUUCAGAGUAUGAUGAGAUGGAGAAGGUGACUCAUGAGGAAGUGAUAAAAGGAGAUGUUAAGCAGUCUGUGUGGCUCUUUGAAAAAGAACCACUUGAUCGUAUCAAAGAAGUGGAUGGAACAGAGACUGUCAUUUCUCGUGAAGAAAUCCCAAGAGCAGAUGUGAAGACCACAACAUGGUUGUUUGAAACCACACCCCUAACCGAGUUCAACGAGGGCAGUGUGGAGAAAACUGAGAUCAUGGGUAAGAGCAUCAAGACAACCUUAGAAGAGCUUUAUUCUCAGAAAAUGGUUGACUCACAGGGUAUUCUGAUUGAGGCUGAUGAGAUUGGAGAUGUCCGAAUGGCUAAAUACAAACUUCUAAACCAAGAGGCCCCAGAGAUCCAAAAAGAAGAGGUCAUACACGGGGACUUGAACAGUAUUAUGAUGAACCUGCUCAACAGACGUGAGACAACAGAAAGGGGAAUCACCAUAGAUAUGGAGGAAAGAGGCAACAUCAACUCAACUCUCCAACUGCUCUUUAACCAACACAGAAGUUGUGAUGUGGAAGAAAAGGAUAUCAUAAGAGGAGAUAUUCAAGAGGCUCUUAAUAACUUGCUGAAGCAGGAAGGAUCUGCCAAACGUGGCAUUCUGAUUCAAGAAGAUGAGAAAGGAGAUGUGAGAAUGACCAUAUACUCACUCCUAAACAAAGAAAGUGACAGCAUUGUUGAGAAAGAGGACAUAAUCAAAGGAAAUAUCCGUGGAACAUUACAUAGGUUGCUUGGUAGUUCUGGUAAAGACCAGUCCUCUAAGAUAACCGUGGGGGAAACCGAACGAGGAAAUGUCAGUUUUUAUUCUACAUGCAUUGAGUCUGGGGCAUUGGACUACGUCAGGCAACUUCAGGUGGGGGCUGAUGAGAUGAAGGAAACAAUGAAAGAAAUCAUUAUUGGAGGUGAUGUAGAACAAACAAAACAGAUUCUGAGAAGGAGCCAACAGACAAUUGGACGAACUGUCGCUGAAGAUGACAUUGUUCCAGGUGAUGUUCAUAACACAGUUCAGGUGUUUAUGAUGGAGCCUGUACUUUCCCUGCAUAAUGUACAUAAAGAGGAGAUAGUAAAAGGAGACUUGAGAACAGCCCUUGACUCUCUCUCACAAGCUGUAAACCAACAUGUUGUGAUGGAAAAAGAGGAGGUAGUCAAAGGAGACAUCAGCACAACUCUUAAGUUUCUUGAGGAGGCUCAAAACCAACUAAAAGAAAUUGAAAAACCAGAAAUUGUUCCUGGGGACAUUAGGGGUGCAUUAGAAUCCCUUGAAAAAUCAGGAUACACAAAAACGGAGGUCAAUAUUGAAGAUUUAGUCCCUGGUGACAUCAAAGGAACCUUGAAAUCUCUUGAAGAGGCGAAGCAAACAGUAAAAGAGGUGGAGAAGGAGGAGAUUGUUAAAGGUGACAUUCAGACAGCUCUGCUUAGUCUUCAAGAGGCUUCAAUUGAAAAGAAGGUCUUCCAGCAUCAAGUAAGUGAACAGGGUGAUGUCAAAGGUACAAUUCAGCUCUUACUCGAGCCUGCCUCAUCUCCGCGUAUGCAAAGGAGGCCAAGCGCAGAGGGUGACAUAAAAUCCUCCAUCAAAUGCCUCUAUGAGCAGGAGCAAAUACAAAUUGACAAAGAAGAGGUGGUGAAGGGAGAUGUUCAGGGUACCAUUAAAUACUUAAUGAAGAAGAAAGAUCAAUCGAACCAUAAAACAAAAACAAAUCCUCAUAAGAAAGCCAAAGUUAAGAAUCCAGUACUUCCUCAACAAGCAGCCCGUGAAUGCCCGGCUAAACCGAAUGCUGAGGAAAAGCCAUCAAAUCCGCCUCCAGUGAAAAACAUGCCACAGAGCACCAUGCAGAAAACAUUAGAGGUUAGCUCCUCUGAACGUCAGUCUUCUUCUGAAGAGCAUCAUUGUGCUACUAAACAGAUGACUACAACGGGUCACUCUGAAUCUUCUCAAGUCUCUCAAGAAAUGAAUGUAAAAGAGCAACACAUCAAACAAAAACACGUCACUCCCAGCCCAGUGCUUAUAAAGAAGAAGAAUGUUGGAGGCCAGAUUGAGAAGAAAUCAGAAAGCGCAGCUGUGUCUUCAGCAAUGUGUGCAUCGAAGAAGGUAUCACAAGCUACUACUAGCAUGAAACAAACACAGGAGACAAAUACAGUCACACAGGUUCAAACAACUAUAACAAAACAACACACCAGCGUAACCCAAAAGCAAAACGUCCAGAAUGUAAAAUCAGAGCAAAAUGUUAAGAGUGUGAACCGUAAUCUAAUUCCCAAAGGAAUGAUAAAAAAAGCAAAGCCUCAGCCAGAGAUUCACUUUCCACCUCCUCCAGCCUCUCCUCCACCUCCAUCUGAAUCAGAGCUCUCUCUUCCUCCUCCUCCAUCCCCAGUGGCUGAAAGUGACGCCCAGCCAGCCCUCUUACCACGGCCUCAACUGGUCAUGAGACAGGACAGUGACCUUCCCCCUCCACCACCUCCACCCCCUAUCCUAGAGGCAGACACUGAAUUCUUUCCACCACCUCCACCGCCCCAAGACCUCCUCCCACCUCCACCAUCCCAACAAGAACUCAGUUCGGUCACUCAGCCUGGAAAGCCAAAAGGCCGACCUUUAUUCAAGAUACCCAAACCAGGGCCUCCCAAACAACCAGAGCCACCCAAACAAUCAGAGCCGGCAAAAUUCAAAUGGCAGAAAAAGCAAACUCUACCUCCACCACCACCAUCACCUCCUGCUCCUCCAUCAGUGGUAGAACAGAGUGAAAGAGCCUCUUUUAAAACAGUCACUGAAACUACAGAGAACAUUAGCAAGCAAAAGGCACUGGAAAAAAUUAUUGAGCCUCCACUGCCUAAAUUUACUAAACCGUCAUCAAUGAUACCUUUGCCACAACCAGUAACUGAGGAACCACCACGCCCUAAAAAGGUAUUCGUACCACCCAUAAAACUCCCACCACCUCCUGACCCUGUGGCACCAAAACCAAGACCUCAUGCAAGUAAAUUUAAAACACCACUCAUGAUGGCAGAGGAAAGAUACCGCAAACAAAGAGAGGAAGCAGAAAAUAGUAAAGGGGCGUGUACUCCUACCUCACCUCCGCCUACAACAUCUUUCAAAGUCAUUGAAAUGAAGGCUGAAGUAGAGUCAAGCACACAGAAAGUUGAGCAGUCUCGUGCUACUGUUGAAACACAGCAAGAACCACCUAACACACCUGAGCCUCAUCAGAAGCCAGCAGUGCUGUCAAAAGAUACAGCAGAAAAGGUUGCUCCCUCCAAAAGUCCUCAGCCUCCCCCAAAGAAAAUGCCACCUGUAGAUAAGCAAAUAAGCAGACCUACAUUUCUGAAACUUGGUAAGAAAACAACCACUGAAUCAUCGAGUAUUGGCUCAAAUAAGAAAGAGGAAUCGUCUGUAGCUUCCUUACAAAUUAAAACCCAUCCAGCCCCUGCUCCUGAGAAGGAUGUAAGUAUAAAAGCUCACUCUAUACAGUGUGAUGUCGUCCAGGCUAAAGAAAGUCAGGUUACUGUUUCUGCUAAAACACAACAAAUCAAGAGCACGGAGAGCUGUGUGGCGCAAGAAGUCAAGAAAGUUCCCACUCAACCCACAAAGAUCCCAAAAGUGACCCCUAGCUUUAAGGUAAAAACUUUUAAGAUGUCUCAUGAGGAGCAGGGGAAGGACACAGUUCAGAGUGAGCAUACUGUCACAGAGGCAGGAACACAUGAUAUCUCUCAGCAAAAAUCUACCAGUGCUGUGGAAAAGACUGAAGUAAGAGUUGAGAAAAUGGAAGAAGUCAGACAAACCAAACAAGAUACCAAAAUGGAGGUCCAACUGAAAAAACAAAGACAAGCGACAAUAAAGGAGCCACCACCUGCGGCACCAAAACCAUCAGUUGAGAUGCAUUCAGUUCAACCAUCUCUGUCUAUGGAGGAACAUCAUGGACAAGAGCAGAUGACAGUCAUUAAAUCCCAUCAAAGAGAGGAACAUGUCCAGAUUCAUGAAGAAAGGACGGUCAGUCAGAGCACAGUUCAACACCAGAGCACUCAACAAAAAGGUAAAUUCCAGUUCAAGAAGCAGGUGAAGCCUCCACCACGGCCCCCAAGCAGAGAGGAAGCCAUAAAACAGUCAAUACAGUCAAAAGAACAUGACAAAACAGAAGUUACAGAAUCAAAAGUAUCCAGCAAUAGCGUAACAGUAACUGAAAGCUGUCACUCACAGAAAUCUGAAGAGAUUCACAAGUUGUUGAGUUAUAUCAAAGAGUUGCAAGGAUCCACUGGUAAAAUGAACCCAAAAACAGUGCAGACAAUGGUAAGUAUGAUUCCUGACUGGCUGGUUGGUCCUGAGGAGAAAUCUCAUAUGAACCGCACUCAGUACAACAAGCAGACAAUGAGAGAGGUCCUUGCCCGUGUGGAGAAGCUUGCUCAGGCUAAACAGGUUUUUUUAGAGGAACAUUCGUCUGUUUCUGAGAUGCCGAAGAUUGAACCAACACAGGAAAAAAAAAAUGUUGGUGGUGCCACACAAAAGAUAUCUAAAAUCACUAUUGGCUCAGCAAAAAUAUUGACUCAGAAGAUAGUAACUGAGGAGAAGACAGAAAAGCAGAGCGUUUCAAAGUCUACAGAGCUUAAAAUUCCACCCGAGCUGAGAAUGCGCACACCGUCACCAACAUUCAUCUGCAUUGAGUCAGCCAAGAGGACAGACUCUCCGUUCAGAGUGACUCCAUCUCCCCCACUCUCCCACAGGUCAUUCAACACUGCAACCCCUCCACCUCGUCGGUCAGAUACACCGACACGCCUCUAUCAAUCCACACCUUCCCCCACAAUGAGUCGAUCUGAGAAGCUGGCAAAACUACGAGACACAACAGCCAAACUUUCUCAAGGCAUGACCCCGCCGCCCAUGCCUUUGCCUGAGCACGUGAUGAAGGCUCAGACGGACUUUGAAGGGUCUCGUUCAUCCAGUCGUUCAGAGAUUAACAUUGAUACUCAGAUGGAAUCAGAUCUCAUGGAUGUCACAGAAAUUCACGGGGACUCCAUGUGGACAGUUAAAGACAAGCGUGAAUUCUUUGAGGAAGCUCAGAAAGCGGAGGUAAACCGCAUGUAUAUACGCAAGGAUCCAAUUGACAUCCCAGAGCGUCUUGGAGCAGAUGCGGAUGGGAGUGAGCUAGAGAUCCAGAGGACCGUAGAUUCUCAUGAGAGGAUGUUUGAGGAACUGCCCAAAGUUGACCUGUCCAGGCUUGUCAACAAGUUUGAGUCUCCCCAGCCUAAGGUUUAUGUUCGGAGGGACCCUGUUGUUAUUCCAGAAAGACUUGAAAGUGACACGGAAGAUGCAGAGACUGAGAAAAAGCCAACCGUGGUGGAGGAUAUACCUAGCUUUGAUAUUAAGGCCCUCAAAAACGUCUUUGAAAUGGGUGAGCAAGCACACCAGUACCUGAGGGAGGAGAAAAAGAAUCUUGAAAGUCAAGAAGAAUCUGUUGCACCAACAGGCUUGUCUGAAACUAGAUCUGUAACGGAGCACUUCUCUACUGUUGAUGAGUUUGGAAACACCGUAACGGGCUCAAAGAGCGAGAUGACCUCCCACUCUCACAAUGUGACAACCCGUGGGGAUCCGCCAACCUACGCAGAUGUCGUGAGAGGGCAAUUUCCAGGCCUGGACGUUCCUGCUGAGGCGUCUGCAGAAGAUUUACUCAAGAGCUUCCAGCAGACAUGGGCGGAGAGUGAAAAUGUUUUCAAGAACUUGGGUUUCAGUGUGUCUGAAGAGCACAGAUCACAGACGGUUUCACAUCAUCAUCAGACUGUUGUAACCGAAAAUACGGGUGCCAGAGUCCGAACUGUGUCGGGUAUGUCGGAUGAGGGUGUACCCCAUGGAGUCUCUCAUAGCCGACAAGCAAAACUUCCAUAAAAGCUGUUUUAGAUGUGCCCACUGCAGCAGCAAGCUAAGCCUUGGAACCUACGCUUCUCUCCAUGGACGAAUGUACUGCAAGCCACACUACAAACAACUUUUCAAGUCUAAAGGCAACUAUGAUGAAGGGUUUGGAGAAAGACCCCACAAGGAACUUUGGUCGACAAAGAAAUAUGACA